AUUUUUUAUAACUUAUGGAAUAUAUUGAAAAAUAGUUAGAAAAACCAAAAUGUGGAAAAUUAUUCUUUUUCUGUGCUUUGUAGUACGGAUAUCGAAGGGGCUAAUUGAAGGUAAUACUGCAGUUGUUCCCGAAGUGCCUCAAGACGUUGCAAUAAGUAAUAUCACCAGUUCAACAGUAGUCGCAGUCAUCACACCUCCAAACAAUACUCUAAUUGCUGUCACACAAUAUAUCAUAACAGUGAGACAAGAUAUCGAUGACUGCAAUUCAUUUAAUGACGCAAGUUGCCAUGAGAACGACCAGCAAACAUUCGCAGCUACAGCUGACAACAGAUACACAAUAACUGGCCUACAAGCCUACAGAAAAUACGUCGUCUCUGUGGUCGCCGUAUCUCUCGGUGGGAGAGGUGAAUCAAGUUCGAAUUUUACAUUUACUACGGCCGCUGGACGACCAAACCCUAUCUUUAAUGUAGUGACUGUAUCACUACCGAAAGUAAUUAUUGUGACGUUCAAUGUCGGAACCCCGAUUACUGGACCUACAACUCAUGGAGUAAUCUUGAUAGCGCCCGAUGGAUCAACUCGGCAAGCGGCGGUUCCAGCAUCUUUAUCAUCUUCGAUAUCUAUAACAGUUCCAAAUGUUGCAUAUAAUACUGUUUAUAAGCUUCGUAUUACAUCAUCCAUAGACGAUGUUGGUUCAUCUCAAUUACCACCAGGAACAACCGUUACAUCAGUACCUUCAAGUCCGUCAUUCACCGUGGCACGUGAUAGUGACGUUCAGCUUACACUGACAAUACAAGCUGUAGAUGGAGCAACAUCUUACUUGGUUUCAUAUAUACAGGCCAAUUGUCCCAACUGCACUGCUCAGACUUUAACGUCUACUAACACAACUGUGGUUCUGAGUGAACUCAUAGCAUAUACAACAUACAAAAUAUCUGCAUUUGCCGUAUCCGCAGCUGGAACCAGUUCAAGAACUACCUUAUCACAGCGGACAAGAGCAGGAAAUCCUACUCUCAGAGAUCCAAACUACACAACAUCUUUUACAAAUACGAGCGAUGAAGAGACGCACCCUCCCUAUUACACUGUCACAGUUAACAACGUAUGUGAGGAAAAGUCUGUUGUAUUUAAUGAAGAUACUGGAGUAAUUACAAAAAUGAUUUAUAUAGUUACUCAAAAUGGAUCAACAGUGAGCAUUGAUUUAUCAAGAUUUUGGGCAACUUCUAGUCAAGAAGAUGUUUCUUCUCCUUAUGUUUCUUUUACCGUUCGAUGCGAGAAUACCAGUAAUCGAAAAAAGCGUGCUGUUGUGGACAAUGGUGUAGUUAUUGGUGCUGACAAUACUUGCCAAACGGGUACGAAUACAGAAUGUAAUGGACGAUUGAAACCAGACACCGCCUACACUAUACGAGUAUGUGGUGCGAAUGAAGAUAACAAUUCAGUUUGUACUAAACCGAGUGUAGUUGUAAAAACUUCAUUACGUGAACUUACUGCAGGGGAAGUAGCUGCGAUUGUGCUUUGCUAUAUUCUAGUACUCAUUAUCAUCAUUCGUAUUACUGUAUAUUGUGUGGAAAGAAGGCGAUCUCAUAUUCGAAAACAUAGAGUAUCGAGAAGUGGAAAACAAAAUUCGGCAGUUGAUUUUACGAUGAGUCAACAAAAAGAUCAGUCGGAUUCAGCAGCUGAGCCUCAGACACAACACACUGAACCAGCAGUUGCACAACAGGGAGAAGAAUGACGGUCUGAAAGAAGCUGUAAUACUAAUCUACAAGCCAUAAAAAUUUCAGACAGAAUUUUUUUUUUAAAUUUACUAAAAUAACUUUAAUAUGAAUUAUGCUAACUAUUUGUUUUCUCGUGGAAAUUAAAAAUGGAAUUAUUUCAUAUAUCGUAAUAGCAUAUUCUCCAACAUGAACCAGCCAAUUUAAAGAAAAUGUAAGAUAAUUUAGAAAACAAUUUCAAAAAAGAAUGAAAGUAAAGAUGACAUCAAUAUUCGCACCUUCUGAUGUCAAAGAUGCGUUUCUAAUCUUUUCAUUCUCUUCAAGAUAUUUUGCAAAGUGGAAAUUAUUAAGAAAGCUUUGAUAAUGAAGUUGCAACUUGUGAAGAAUGACUGAAAUUAAUAUUGAUUAGUUUUAGGAUGAAAAUUUAAUUGAGUUUAUUUGGUAUUGUAUCAUAAUGAUAUCUGCAGUGAUGAAUAAUCAUGGUAAUUCCAAAAUAUAUUGUUCGAAGAUAAUACCUACAAAACAUGUUUGGCUAAUUCCAGUUUAUACCAUGUGAUAGACAAGAGAUUUUCUUGCUACAUAGAAAAUAACAUUUGGAUUAUUAGGUAAUCAUCCAUCCAAACAAUGCUCAGGACAAGAAUUCAAAUAAGACUGUGACUAAAUAGGGACCAGGUAUUACUACAUAUAAAUAUACAAACCUUUUGGUUUUUUGUUUUGUUGACAAAUCUGAUUUGAAAGUUCCAUUUUCAAAAUGUGGAAGCAAAAGUUCAUCAUGACUACUUGUCGGAGAGCUUUGUGAGCUGCCAAGUGGAGAUUCCUUCUGUAGAUCUCGGAAUA
Messenger RNA from Styela clava, 2540 nucleotides. NCBI's taxonomy places the organism in Eukaryota, Metazoa, Chordata, Ascidiacea, Stolidobranchia, Styelidae. The record is from RefSeq and is a predicted model, not a curated record.